Messenger RNA from Talaromyces proteolyticus, 1548 nucleotides. RefSeq lists its product as uncharacterized. Gene Ontology annotation, molecular function: lyase activity. The transcript has 4 exons. Bases 79 to 1476 code for a protein of 465 amino acids. The record is from RefSeq and is a predicted model, not a curated record. Lineage: Eukaryota; Fungi; Ascomycota; Eurotiomycetes; Eurotiales; Trichocomaceae.
CUUGAAAAAGCUACUAUUUACAGUUCAGCAUUCACUCCGAAGGCUAUAUACAAAAUAAAAAUAAUCUGCAAGAGCAAGAUGUCAACUUCGUUAGACGAGAGGAACGGAGGUGCGGCCCGCACAACGCGACUCGCGAAAUGGGCUAUUGAUUUACAGUAUGAAGGUAUUCCCAAGGAAGUAGUCGAGCGUACAAAAGAGCUUUUUCUUGACUGGGUGGGGUGUGCGAUAGCUGGCAGGCACCAUCCAGCGGUUUCCGCAAUAGCAAAAUACGCGGUUCAGAUGGGCCCAACUACUGGCAAGAGCGAGUUUAUUGAUGGGUCCCUGGGCCUUUUGACGUCACCUGCUUUUGCUGCUCUGGUUAAUGGAGCUGCAUCGCAUGUUGUUGAGCAGGACGACCUUCACAAUCGGAGUAUGAUGCAUCCAGCAACGGUCAUAUUUCCGGCGGCUCUUGCCGUGGCUCAAGAUAUACAAGCCAAUGGAAAGGACUUCAUCGCCGCCUGUGUAGUCGGUUACGAGGUUGCUUGUCGUGUUGGGGAGUAUCUAGGUAGAAACCAUUACGAAAUGUUCCAUUCCACCGCUACCGGUGGCGUUGUUGGCGUUGCAGCUGCGGUCUCACAUCUUUUGAGGCAUAAUAUGAGUCAGAUGCUUUCUGCCAUUGGCACGGCAGGAACUCAAGCCGCCGGGCUCUGGCAGUUCCUGAUAGAUGCCUCGCAUUCCAAGCAAGUGCAUACAGGAAAAGCCUGUUUCGAUGGUAUUUUUGCAGCAUACGUUGCUAAACACAACCUGUUGGGCCCCAAGGAUAUCCUAGAAGGCCCACGUGGAAUGGGAAAUGCAUUAGGACGAGGGAGCACUAGCCCAGAGGCUAUAGAUCAAAGUUUAGGAAUUGAUUUUGCAGUUCUUCAGUCUAGCUUCAAAUGGCAUGCAUCCUGUCGACAUACCCACCCGAGCGUCGACGCAUUGUUAAGCUUGAUGCAGAAACAUGCACUAAAAUUCGAUGAUAUCGAAUCCGUCGUUGCACGAACAUAUCAGGCUGCCAUUAACGUGCUCGGACUUAGUGGUCGUGGGGAAACGGUUCAUCAAAGUAAAUUUACAAUGGGAUUUGUCCUUGCCGUUGCUGCCAAGUAUGGGCAGGCCAUGAUUACGGACUUCACCGAGGAAGCCCUUAGAGAUCCAGCGUUACGUAAUUUCCAGGAUCGAGUGACCAUGAAGUACGAUGCACAUAUUGAUUCACAGUUUCCUCAAAAGUGGCAGGGAACGGUAGAAGUGACCUGUAAUUCGGGAAAACAAAUCUCCGAAUCAGUCGAGUACUUGAAAGGCGAUCCACAGCUUCCCUUGACAAGGCUUGAACUUGAAGCUAAAACUCGAGCACUUUUUGAUUACGGCGGAUAUGACGAUACCAAGAACAUUGAAAGGGUGAUUCAGCGGGUGUGGCAGUUAGAAGACGAGGUGGAUCUUUUGGGAUUCUCCUUUGAGUAGACUUGUGACUCAUGGUAUUGACAUACUAUAUACAUGCAGUAUUUGAUACAUCGUCUCCAUCAUCAUCUAAAG